Cylicocyclus nassatus is the source of this 861-nucleotide messenger RNA. Lineage: Eukaryota; Metazoa; Nematoda; Chromadorea; Rhabditida; Strongylidae. The record is from the annotation of a GenBank genome assembly.
AUGGUAAAGGCCAAUGAAAACAUCAAAACAAAAACUACAUCGAAAACUACUGAAAAAGGAAAAACAAUUAAUGAAGUUACCAAAUUAACGAAUCCACCUAUUAACAAGCCAUCACCCUCGCCAGCUCCACCCAAUAAAACUUCUGGGACUAAACUCGAAUUGAAGUUAGAAGGCUUCAAGAAAAUUAGUAAAGGACAAGCUGCUUAUAAUAUCAAGUUGGAAGCAACGCAGCAGUCUUUUGAUGAGACAGCAGGACCAAAGCAUAAAAUCUUUGGAAGAAGGGGAUCUAGAAGAGCCAAGAACCGGUUAGCUUUCGAUGCCAAUAUCAAUUUGCAUGCUGGAAAAGGCACAGAGGUGGAAAGAGAGCUGAAAGAAGAUCCAACGGCUGUAACUACAGAUCCACCCACUGCUAAAGACAUAGGAACUAUCGAUCCAAAGGAAGCAGCGAACUAUUCUUUCCUCAAGAAAGAUGCGAAAGGGAACAUUAGUACAGAAGAAGAGCAGCCAGCGGCUAUUCCGGAAUCCAUCAUGACCGAUUUUGAUUUAUUUGAAAAGUCAAAAAAGAUAUUGAAUGAGGAUUUUAAAAAACUAGAAGAGUUUUUCGGCAAAGACAAGCCACAAGCCGCUGUAACACAAAAGAAACAAUCAGCACCUACUGCACAAGCGGCACAAACCACUUCAAUUGCAAAAGGUGUGAAUCUGAAGAAGAAAAGCCAGAAAGAAGACAUAAAUGCAAGAAAGAAAAGAACAGCUGCGUCUUUGAUUGCUAAACCUAUGCCGGUACUUGCUUCCAUUCUCAAAGGAAAGAUGAGUACAAGAACGAUGUCAACGCAGAAAACAUUACCAUCAAAGGAGGGUUGA